GUUUGUUUGGAGAUAUACAACAGCCAUUAGUCAUGUAUUACAUCAACAAUAAUAAUAUUGCCAAGAGAGAUUAUUACACAAGGCUUUGCCCUUUUACUGGAAAGUGAAAGUUGUUUCAGCAGAAGCUCCAGGAGAUGGAACAGCGAGUAUUUGUCUCCGUUUUCCUGUUCUUACUCCUGCCCCACUCAGGUGCUGAGUUAGAGGUCCAUGCUCCCCCCACACACACCGUCACUUUGGGAUCUGAUGUGACUCUUCCCUGCAGGUUCAGUGUGGGUCCAACACAAGUGGAUCUACAAUAUCUCGCAAUACUUUGGUACUUCCAGGACACAGAAAUUCUCAUCUUUAAUGUUCAUAAGAAUGAAUCAGAAGCACGGGUGUCGAUCAGAGGGGAGGAUGCUGGGAAAGGAAUUGCUUCACUACAUCUUGCCCGUGUCACACUAUCUGAUGCCGGGUUGUACAAGUGUAUGGUCAUCUACAUUCCCAGGUCCCAGACCAAGGAGGUGCAACUCACUGUUCAUGCCGUUCCAACAAUCAAAGAGCUGGAGAUAUCAGAGGAGGAUAUGGAUACUUAUAGGAUUCUGUGCUCCGUGUCUGGGUUCUACCCAAAGAACAUUUCUGUCACUUUAAUGAAAGAUGGAAAAGCUGUGGAUAAUUCUACGCUCUCUAAUUACACCCAUAACUCUGAUGGAACAUUCAAUAUCAACAUAACCCUGAUGAUAGUGGCCUCUGAGAUCCCAAGAAUAUUGUCAUGUGUUGUCCAACAUGGAUCUCAUGCAUGGCCCAUUCAAAAAGAGUUACAGCUACAGUAUGGAGUGUACGGUGAUAGCAAUAUGGCUGCCGUGUAUGGGGCCAUUGGCGUCUCUGCUGUGGCUCUUCUGAUUGUGAUCCUCGCUAUAGUUUACAUCAAAUGCAAAAGAAAAAAAGGUCAGGAGAUGUUUAUGGGUGACAUUCAGGGGCCUCCAGUUUGGAUAGAUGGGGAAAAGCUCAGCCUUUACUGUACAACAUCCAACUGUUCUCAUGAUGCCAACGUCUCUUGGAUUGUAAAGGCACAAGAUGGCACAGAGAGUGAAUUCUCAGAGGCUGGUACUGGGGAAGCAGAGGAGGAACAGCCUCUUAUCUCUAGAGAAUAUAUUGUAUCUAAAGAGAAAACCAUCAAGUCACAAAAGAAUGGCCUCUGUGAUUAUUCCAGCACUUUCUGCUUCAUUCCAUCUGUAUCCAGGCACCUUGGCACAUCCGUCUCCUGCAAGUUUGUGUGUGGUGGGAAAACCCAAGAGAAGACCUUCCAGUUUAAGUCUAUUCAAGCCAAACCCAAGUUUAAUGAGCCAAUAUGUAUGAGCCUUUGUGACUCUGGGAAUGUGCAGCUAUUGGCCAACCUGGAGAGGUUCUACCCUAAGGAGGGAAUCAAGGUCACUUGGAGAUGUAACAAGGACAAGUCACUAGAGACAAAUGCACCAAUGGACGAAUUGAUUACACAUCUGGAUAAUACAUUUACUGUGAGAAGCAAAUAUGAAAUUUCUGGGGAUUGGUUCAAGGAUCCAGACUUUAAAGCUUGUGUCUCAUGGAAACAUGAUUCUAUGGAGAAAGCUGAGUCCAGAGAAGUGAGUGUUAAAGACUUCCCAUGGCAUCCGACUAUCGAUGACAUUCCCUUACAAACUGAGAGAGAAAACAAUAAAUUAAAACUGAGCUGUAAUAUCUCCAAUUACUUCCCUGAUUCUCUCACUGUCAGUUGGUUUGGGAAGAAGAAGGGAAGUCAGGAACUGUUUCCUGUAUCUAAAAGUGACAUUUAUGACAUGCAAACGCCCCAGUCCAAAAGGGGAAAAAAUCACACAUAUAAGUGCCAAGUAUGUUUGGUUAUCUCAGCGCCACAAAGCAUGGAGCAGGACAUGGAAUAUAUCUGUAGAGUGGAGCACCCAAGCCUGAAGGAACCAAUACAAGGAGGCACAGGGCCAAUAAACAAAUAUGAUUUGGCAGAGAAGCAAAGCUUCAUUGUGCAUAACAUUCAGGGGCCACAGAGAUGGCAAGAAGGAGAGAAGGUCACUCUGUAUGGGACUGCCCUGUACUGUAAGAAGGAUGUUCAGGUGACCUGGAUGGUGAUCGAGAUGGAUGGGACCAAAUGUGAAAUCCCAGACAUUACCAAGGAGAAGGAUAAAGAGGAGAAGUCAGGCGUCAAUGACUAUGUGGCUUGUAGGGAGAGUAGAGAUGAAUCAGACCGUGAGGGACUCAUGGGCAUUACCACUUCUCUGAGCUUUACUCCUUCAGUCUCCCGGCACAGAUCCAUGAGUCUCAAAUGCAAGUUUGUCUGUGAUGGGAAAUCCACUGAAAAACUCUUCCAAUAUAAAUAUCUCUAUGCCAAACCCAAGCACCUGAAGCCAAUAGAAUUCUCUCUCCUUGAGAAUGGGGAAGUGCUGUGUUCUCUCAGCUUGCAGCAGUUUUACCCUAAAUCCAUGAAGAUCAGUUGGGGUGCUGGGGUCCCCCCUUCCUAUGACAAGAUGGAGUCAGAUGAGGAAGUGACAGACUCGGGGAUCACGUAUGAUCUUCUCAGCAAAUGUAGAAUUGCAGGGAGGUUUCUCCGAGAUCUUAAUUUUACUGUCAAAGCUUCUUGGAAACACGAGUUCAUGAGUGACUGGGAAUCCACCCAACUGUCCAUCAGAGACCCAGGUUUUCCAUGGAAACCAGUUAUCCAGAACAUUCCUCUUCCCAAUCUCUUUGUGAACAAUCCAGUGACACUGAUGUGCCAAGUCUCUAAUAUCUUCCCUGCAUUUCUGACUGUGAAGUGGUUCAGGAGGGAGAAGGAUGGAGAGGACUUGUUCCCAGUGUCUCACAGUGAGAAGUACAAGAUCCCAGAGGUUAAAUUGGAGAAACAAGAAGACAAGACAUUUCAGUGUCAAGCUCAUUUAACUUUCACCCCAACCAUUAGCUCAGAGCAAGGAGCUGAAUUCAUCUGUAGGGUGGAACAUCUAAGCUUAGAGAAAGCUGAGGAGAGGAGAACCGGCCCCCUCCAGAUACAAGUAGAGAAGAAGUUGAUUGUGAAUGACAUUCAGGGGCCAGACAAAUGGAUAAAGGGAAGAGAAGUCACUCUCUAUGCCAUGGCUUCUUACUGCACCAAAGAUAUAAAGGUGAUAUGGAUUAUAAGAGAGAGAGAUGGGAAAGUGUGGGAGAUCUGUGACACCCCAACAGAGAGAGGCAAGAAGCCCACAGCCCAAGGACUCAGCAGAUAUGUGGUAACUAGAGAAAGUACUGAUACAUCAGACAAAGAGGGGCUCCUUAAUGUGUCCAGUUCCAUGAGAUUUACCCCCUCUGUAUCUGCCCACUCUGGGGUGAGUCUCACAUGCAGAUUUGUCUGUGAUGGAAAGAGCGAGGAGAGAGAAUUUAAGCCAAGAGCCAUCUAUGCUAAACCCAAGCUCUUGGAGCCUAUAAUGCCGAAAUGGUGUUACUCUGAGAAAGUAAAAUACUCCCUGAACCUUGGGGGGUUUUACCCAAAAGACAUGGAAAUCACCUGGACGUCUGGAGUGGGAGAGUCUCAGAAAAAGAAGAAAUCAUCUGACCAACUGCAGGAGAAUCCCAACCGGACAUUUAACAUCCAAAGUGACUGCACAAUUAACCAGAAGUUCUUCCGAGAUCCAAAAUUUAAGGUGUGUGUGAGCUGGAAACAUGAAUCCAUGGAAAAUCCACAAUCCAGAGAAUUUUCUCUACAAGAUUUAGGUUACAUUUGGCGCCCAAUAAUGGAAGAAAUUCCCCUCCAUCAGAUACUGGUGGGCCGGCAGGUUGCCCUUCAGUACAAGAUCUCUGGGUAUUUCCCUGAUGCCCUGACUGUCAGUUGGUAUAAGAAGGAGAAGGGGAAGGAAGAGUUGAUUCCUAUUACUGGGGAAGGGAAGUAUCAGAUCCCAGAUCCCAUAACCAAGGAGCAGGCAGAUAAGACUCUCACCUGUACAGCAAGUUUGGUUUUCUCUCCAUCACUGAGUGAGGAACAUGGAGCAGAAUUUAUCUGCAGAGUCAAACAUCCCAUUCUACAGAAACCCAUAGAGAAGAGCACCGGCCCAAUGUUUGUCUGGGCUAAACCCAAACCCCUGGGAGAUAUAAAGUCAACCCUCUGUGACUCAGGAGAGGUGAUGUUGUCCUUCAGCCUUGGGAGCUUCUACCCAAAAGAUCUGGAUAUCAGUUGGACCUGUGGGGUGGGAGAUUCUCAGCAAAUACAGGAAUCCACUGACCAACUGCAGGAAAAUCCUGACCUUACAUUCAAUAUCCACAGUGACUGUAGAAUUCCCAGAAAUCUCUUCAACAAUCCAAGGUUUAGAGUUUGUGUGAGAUGGACACAUGGAACCAUGGGAAAUCCUCAAUCCAGGGAAUUUUCUCUAAAGGAUUUAGCCCAACCCCAGAUGCCCCAGCCUGUGAAUAUCACCCUCUGUUGUGACUCCGGAGAAGUACUUUUCUCUCUGAAGCUCCUGAGUUUUUAUCCCAAGGAGAUACAGACUGAGUGGCAUCUCAUAACAGGACCAGUUAAAAAUAAAUUAUCAUCAACAUCAAGUUUGACCCAGAAUUCUGAUGAGACUUGGAACAUUGAGAGUAACUGCAAAGUGUCAGGAAACAAACUGAGAGAUUCAAAGUCCAGAGUGUCCGUCACCUGGAAACAUGAAACCAUGGAAGGUCCAGAAACAAGAGAAAUAUCAGCUCUAGAUCCAGGUUUCCCAUGGGCCCCAGAAAUUGGGGAGAUAGUGACCCCCAGCCUUGUCCCUGGGGAAGAGGCCAGAUUUCAGUGUAAGAUCUCCAGGUGCCUCACUGCUGCCCUGACAGUCACAUGGUACAGAAAGGAGGAAGGAGACCAGGAGGGGGUCCCCGUGAGUCCUGGAGACAAGUACAAGAUCCCCAAACUCAGAGAGGACUAUAGACAUUUCUCCUGCACUGCCACUUUGUCCUUCACUCCUUCCCCACUCACUGACAAUGGGGUGGAAUUGAUCUGUAUGGUGGAACAUCCCACUCUACAACACAGAAUAUGGAGAGGGACCGGCCCACUGCAAGUGCAGGCACAUUCUUCCAGGGAGAGGAGGGAGGAGCUGAGAGAAUAUGAAUAUAUCAAACAGGGACAAUACUGAGCUACAGAAACGGACUCCUCACAGUUGAAGACUGACAGCUCUAACAGCCAAUGAGAAUGAAGCUGACCUCAGAGGUUACCAAUCAGGAGAGCACUAGAUCGUACCUCCCAACUGUGCUGACUUUCUCUUUCAUCUCCUCCACUGAAUAACCAGACAAAGAUACAACGUUUUCUUAAUUGUCUUGGCAGAGAGCCCAGAAUACGUGGCAGCUGCACUUAGAUACUUAUGUAACCAUUUAGGAAAAGCAAGAUACAAAUGUAACAAUUUAAGAUAAUCAGACAUACAAAUGUAACAACAUAAGAUAAGCAAAGAUACUGUUGGGGAAAAAUCCCAAGACCAGAGAUCAGUUGAGGUGAAAGGGUUAAUCCAAGUCUAUUCCUAUAUAAUAAAGUGCAAGUGUCUCUGCGUCCAGUCCCUGUGUGCGUGGAAAUGUGCUACUGCGCAUGUGCCCGAGACACUUGGACUUUAUUAUAUAGGAUAUGUCUGUACGAGCAAGUCCCCUUCCCCCGCUGUGCUGUACUGUACUGUAGUGUAGUGUAGUGUAGUGUAGUGUAGUGUAGUGUAGUGUAGUGUAGUGUAGUGUAGU
Molecule: messenger RNA, 5676 nt
Organism: Xenopus laevis (African clawed frog)
Lineage: Eukaryota; Metazoa; Chordata; Amphibia; Anura; Pipidae
Exons: 17
Coding region: 135-5090 (1651 amino acids)
Source: RefSeq, a predicted model, not a curated record